This is a messenger RNA of Nilaparvata lugens (brown planthopper), 483 nucleotides long. RefSeq names its product cyclic nucleotide-gated cation channel beta-1. The coding region runs from base 1 to 483 and encodes 160 amino acids. The record is from RefSeq and is a predicted model, not a curated record. The transcript has 3 exons. Lineage: Eukaryota; Metazoa; Arthropoda; Insecta; Hemiptera; Delphacidae.
AUGCCGGCAAAGAAAAGUACAGAAGACGCAUUAAUACAAUUUACAAAUUACAUAACAGAAAAACUUAAUGAUGGUAAGAAAGUCAUGGCAGUCUUCUUAGAUUUGGCAAAAUCUUUUGGCAAAAGAUUUGACACUGUGCCACAUGAUAGUCUUCUGGAUAAACUAGCUAAAUAUGGAAUAAGAGGUGAAGUAAAAGGCAAAGAGGAACGCAGAGAGAAAGGAGAAGAGAAAGGCAAAGAGGAAGGCAGAGAGAAGGGCGAAGAUGAAGGCAGAGAGAAGGGCAAAGAUGAAGGCAGAGAGAAAAGCAAAGAGGAAGGCAGAGAGAAAGGCAAAGAUGAAGGCAAAGAGAAAGGCAAAGAGAAAGGUGAAGAGAGAGGCAAAGAGAAAGGCAAAGAGAAAGGCAAAGAGAAAGGCAAAAAGAAAGGCAAAGAGAAAGGCAAAGAGGAAAGCAAAGAGAAAAGCAAGGAGGAAGGCAAAGAGUAA